Molecule: messenger RNA, 813 nt
Organism: Cricetulus griseus (Chinese hamster)
Lineage: Eukaryota; Metazoa; Chordata; Mammalia; Rodentia; Cricetidae
Source: RefSeq, a predicted model, not a curated record
AUGGCUUCUGCAUCAGAUCCCGAGAGUAUCAGUGUGACCAGAGGAGCCAGGAAAAGAGAUAAAGACUCAGGGACCGAAGCGGGAGAAGGGACUGAUGAAUGGUCCCAAUCCAGAGCCACAGUUCGGCCCCCAGACCAGCUGGAGUUGACUGACGCGGAGCUAAAGGAGGAGUUCACUCGCAUCCUGACAGCCAACAACCCACAUGCACCCCAGAACAUUGUCAGGUACAGCUUCAAAGAAGGCGCGUACAAAAUUAUUGGUUUUGUGAACCAAAUGGCAAUUCAUUUCAGCCAAGUGGGGAACCUGAUUCCCAAAGACUCGGAUGAGGGACGGCGACAGCAUUACCGGGCAGAGAUGGCAGCAGCAAUACUCUGUCAAGGCUCACAGGAGUCUGCCAAGGUGGUGACUUCAGACACAGAAAUCCCUGAAGAAGAAGAAGAGCCCAAAGAAGGAGAAACAGAAGUGGGGAGUCAGACAGAUGUGCCCGCUGCAGCAGAGGCAACUGAAAAGGUGAUUGAAGAAGAACUGUUGGCUCCCGUGCAGCCCAAGGAACGAAAACUCACUAACCAGUUUAACUUCAGCGAGAGAGCAUCACAGACCUUCAACAACCCCCUCCGGGAUCGAGAAUGCCAGAUGGAGCCUCCACCGAGAACAAACUUUUCAGCCACAGCCAAUCAGUGGGAAAUCUAUGAUGCCUAUGUAGAUGAGCUUGAGAAACUGGAAAAGACCAAAGAGAAGGAGAAGGCAAAGACUCCAGUGGCUAAGAAAACAGAGAAGACUGCCUUGAGGAAACUGACCUCUAUGGAGUCCCAG